Meira miltonrushii is the source of this 1632-nucleotide messenger RNA. RefSeq lists its product as uncharacterized. The coding region runs from base 349 to 1521 and encodes 390 amino acids. The transcript has a single exon. The record is from RefSeq and is a predicted model, not a curated record. NCBI's taxonomy places the organism in Eukaryota, Fungi, Basidiomycota, Exobasidiomycetes, Exobasidiales, Brachybasidiaceae.
CACUCUCAAGUCAAUUAAGUUCUAUUCUUCACCAUCACUUUUAUCUGAUUUGUGACUAUGUAACAUUCAUUCAUUCAAGACAGCAUGUAAAGUAUACAAUGAAUACGGCCGAGUCAAGUACGGAUUUUACGCGUGCUCUUCUUCGGACUUCCGAUUUGACUAACUUCUCGGUGUCUUUAUCUUGGCUUAUUUCCGUUCGCUACAACGAUUGCUGCAGUUCAAUGUCAAUCAUACUUAAUAGCUGAUCGAGUCAUAAUAUGAAGAUAUAUAAGAGCAAGAUGAUGCCUGUUCAGAUGUGUACGAGUUGUUCCCUAAAAGGCAAAUAUAGCGUAUUAGCAUCCUUUUAAGAUGGAAGUAUCGAUCCGACCGGCAACAUCCUCAGUGAUACUUUAUCCUGAAGCAGUACAAGAAUGCGGAAGUCGAUUAAGAGGGUAUGUUGAAUUUGUAGUCAAGAAGUCUUGCGAGGUGAUAGACCUUCGAUUUCGGAUAUUGGGACGGAAACAGAUAGCAAAGGAUGCAAUCAAAGCACUCGCAUGUGAGAAUGAUCAUGCAUCCAAACAAUUCCCUCAAACAAUCUUUUUGCAAGAUGUCAAAUUAUUAGACAUACAUAAUGGUCAAAACAUCAACCUUGCGGACAUAAAAACACUCACAAAAGGAACGCACAUCUUUGCUUUUGAUAGCAAACUCCCUAGUUCAUUACCCGGAACGCAUGAUCAUCCUCUCUCAAAAGUGGAAUAUGAAUUAAUCCUUCAUUUAAGAGGAAGGCCAAAAGGCAAUUUCUUAAAGCUUCCAUUCAUGUUCACCAAGUCCAUUCCGCUAAUUAUCAAAGUACACCCAUCUACGGCAGGAGAUAAAGGCCUUAACAAUUUUCAUCGCUUGCUCAAUAGCCAGUGUAAUGAUGACAACAUCAAACUUCUCGUUCAUUCGAAUAAUUCUAGAUAUGGAGGAUGUAUAGACCUUUCAAUCCUUCACCGUGUCCAAGGAGAGAAGCUCACCAUAAGCGAUUUAAAUAUCGAGCUUCGACAAAUUGCAUCGUUUCGGGGAAAAGAACUGAGUGACAUGGAAAAGAAAUGCUUGAUAGGAGAUACAUCAUCAAUACGAUCCGAGAGAAUCAGUCUAGAAAAAAUUAUUCUUGAUGAUCAACAUAGCGUAAUGUCUAGUUCCUCCACCUGCAAAUCAGCCAGUCAUGAAGGGGCGAAUGAAGAACUCAUGAAACGGACCGAGAUCAAAGCUUGGUUUCCAGAGACAAGACAGUGCAUCGACAGUGCCAGUCCAUCCAAAAAGAAAGAUCCUUUGACUGAAUGGCACUGUUCAACACCAUUCGGUACCGAUGAUGAAACACGAUUUUCACAUUCAAUGAAAGCUUUUGUCACCUUCAGAAAUACCGAAGGGCAAGAAAGACAACUCGUUUUCGACUCGCCUUUAAUGCUGGUCGACCAAGAUUUCUGCACGGCUGCUUUGCAAUUGCCUGAUUAUGCAACUGCUAUCGGUUGUCGAAAGGCACCUACUUGCAUACCAUAAAUCAUACCAACCAAUACUUUGUAAUCAUAAUAUUCCACUAAAUGUACAUGUAUGAUGAUGAUCAAGAACGUGCCCUGCGUGCUUGGAUACGAUCGUCGUCAAACGGAUCAU